Molecule: messenger RNA, 3715 nt
Organism: Sceloporus undulatus (fence lizard)
Lineage: Eukaryota; Metazoa; Chordata; Lepidosauria; Squamata; Phrynosomatidae
Gene: GPR157
Product: G protein-coupled receptor 157
Exons: 5
Coding region: 1181-2194 (337 amino acids)
Biological process (GO): adenylate cyclase-activating G protein-coupled receptor signaling pathway; cell surface receptor signaling pathway
Cellular component (GO): plasma membrane
Molecular function (GO): cAMP binding; G protein-coupled receptor activity
Source: RefSeq, a predicted model, not a curated record
CCUCUUCCCCGCCUCCUCCUCUCCUCUUUCCCAACUUCCUCUGCCAUCCUUCCCAGGCUCCUCUCCUCCUUUCUUUCUUUCUUUCUCCCUCAACCUCUCUGCCCUUCCUCCUUUCUCCUGAGGGGAAUCCAGAAGCCCCCUUUCUCUUUUGGGAGCCACUCUGCCUCAGCACAAGCCUUCCUGGCUGGACUCACUCCGCAUUCCACUUCGGAUUCAGAGAGUGUGGACAGAGGGCACUUUGCUUCUCCUUGGAGGACAACUCUUGUCUGAGGGGACUUUAGUCCUGCCCUCCAGUUCCUCUUUCUGCUCCUUCCUUGGAGAGAAUUCGGCUUCCACUUUGGGAAGAAGCCUGCACUCCGCUUCUGGUUCGGAGACAACUCCACUCUCGGCCUCCCAUUUGGAGAGACUUCUGCUUCCUAUUUGGGGUCUGCACUCAGGUUCACAUUUACUUGGGGGAGUCUGUUCUGCACUCAGCUCUCAGUUUGAGGACAACUCUGCUUCAUAUUUGGUUAAACUCCGCACUCCGCUUCAUAUUCGGAGAGACUUCUGCUCUGCACUCCACUUCAGUCCCAUUUUGGAGGAGACAUCUGCCCUCCAGUUCCUCUUUGGAGACAAUUCAACUUCCUAUUAGGUUUGGGGGAUAACUGCACUCCGCUCACAUUUGGUUUUGAGACAACUCUGCACUCUGCUUUCCAUUUGGAGAGAAUUCCACUUCUUAUUGGGGUCCGUGGUCCCUUUCACAGUCUCAGUUCCACACUCCACUUCCAGUUUGAGGACAACUCUGCUUCGCAUUUGGUUCAGAAACAGCUCCACGCUCCUCUUCCUAUUUGGAGAGAAUUCUGCUUCCAGGUUGGAGACAGCUCUGCACUCCGCUUCUCCUUUGGAGAGAAUUCCGCUUCCUAUUUGGGGGGUCUGCACUCCAUUUCGCAUUGAGUUGGGGAGCUCAGUUCUGCACUCCGCCUCAUGUUUGAGGACAACUGCUUCACAUUUGGCUUGGCCACAGGUCUGCACUCCGCUUCAUAUUGAAUCGGGAACAAUUGCACUCUGCUUUUUGUUUGAGGUUCCUCUUUGGAGACAUAUUUGGUUCAUAUUUGGUUUGGGAUAUAAGUCUGCACUCCGCUUCUUAUUUUUGCUUCCCAUUGCUUCAAUUCAAGGCCUUGUGUCUCGCCAGCCCCCCACCAUGCACCUGAGCACCCCUCCCCAGACGCAGGUGUACCCCUUUGAGCGCAUCGUGGUCUUAGUCUCCUGUGCCCUCUCCUUCCUGGGCUCUGGGCUCCUGGUGGGCACCCAUGCCCUGUGGCCAGAGCUUCGGACCCGUCCCCGCCAGCUCCUCCUCUACCUCUCCUUGGCUGACCUCCUCUCAGCUGCCUCUUACUUCUAUGGGGUCCUGAAGGACUUUGCCUCCUCGUCGUGGGACUGCGUCGCCCAGGGUGCUGUCUCCACCUUCGCCAACACCAGCUCCUUCUUCUGGACCAUGGCCAUUGCCCUCUACCUGUACCUCACCAUUGUCCAGGGCUCCCCCUCCAGCACAGCGCUCCUCUGCUUCUUCCACCUGGUGAGUUGGGGUGUCCCACUCAUCAUCACAGUGACAGCUGUCAGUCUAAAGAAGAUCGGCUACGAUGCCUCUGACGUCUCUGUCGGCUGGUGCUGGAUCGACAUCAGUACAGAGGACCAUGUCUUAUGGAUGCUCCUUGCGGGGAAGAUGUGGGAAAUCUUGGCCUAUGUGACUCUGCCCAUCUUCUACAUCCUCAUUAAGAAGCACAUCAACCGAGCGCAUGCCGCUCUUUCGGAGUACCGGCCGAUCUUGUCAAGGACCCGGACAUCUCAGCCCCGAACGUCGGUGGCGGAUAAGAAACUGAUCUUGAUCCCUGUUCUGUUUAUCUUCCUCCGCAUCUGGAGCACCAUCCGGUUCGUGCUGACGCUCUGCGGUUCUCCGGCGGUUCAGAAUCCGCUCUUGGUGGUCCUACAUGGCAUUGGGAACACGUUCCAAGGCGGCGCCAACUGCAUCAUGUUCGUCCUUUGCACGCGCGUGGUCCGGAACAAGCUCCUUUCCUCCUUGUGUUGCUGGCAACGCGAAAGCAUGGACGGCUCCCUGCAAAGUCCGGAGUCCCGCUCACUUUCUCGGGCUUCGUCCCUCAAAGACUGGGGGAUGCAAGACAGCGGCCGAGAGAGGUCUGAAUCUCCCAGCACCUGAACGCCGGAGCAUCUGUGUUGCAAUGGAAGAUGUGGCCUUACCUGGUCACAGUUUUACCUGUAAUGAAAAUGCUACAAAGGUGCCAGUUCGUUGAGGAAAAUGCAGCCAACGUUCGGAUCCUUCUCCAACAAAUACAACGACGCACUUGCGCGUCUUUGGAAUCCGGCUUUCUCAUUUCUCAGGGCGUUUUGGACGAUCUUCUAUGGACAUUUUCCAGCUUCUGUUUGUAAUUAUUUAAGUACUGGUUGUUGGGGUUUCGUUUGGGUUUUUCUCCCCCCCUUUCUUUUAGACAUUUGGAGCGAUUCUUAAAAUCUUUAGAAAAAGGCAUCUUGCAGGAUUGGGUGAGAAGUUUGAGGUUCGAUGUCUUGCGAGACAAAACUGGUGCAAAUGUGGGCUUCCAGAUGAUUUUUUGGAGUUGGAUUCCCAUCUCCAGCAUGCUCUGUUGAAGGAUGAUGGGUGUUGUAGCUCAACAAUAGUAAGAGACCCACCUGGAUCCUAUCAUGAAACUCCCCUAUAUAUGUGAAAUGGAGAACACUGAUGUUUGACUACAGGUAUGAUUUAGAUAUAGGUAGAAAAAUGUGAUACACUCCUUGCAGGAGGAGUAUACAAACCCACAUAUUAACAUGGAGAGCUUUGCAUCCAAACCUGUUUGCAUCCAAAUUUCAUCGGACAUGGAGCAAGACUGAGCCUGGAAUUUGCUUCUGUACCAACAAAACCAUACCCAAUGGAGAUCUCCUUUCUCCGUUUGGAGGGAAAAGGUGAUGCUUUUGGUCAUUUGUAUUGUUUUAUAUACAAGUUUAUGUGGGGCUGGGAGUGUGUGGAGGUGUCUGCAUGUCCUUUUUCAAACCAAGUCCCUGAAAGAAAUAGGCAGAGGCUUAUUUCAAGCUGCUCUGCUAAAUCUGUAUGGUUUUUCUAAGGAAUAAAAUGGAUGAAUGGCCUUCGAGAGCUUUAUGUUUCUGCUUUCUUUCCAUUGUCAUCAUCACAAUGGGGGUAAUUUCGGCAUUAAAGAGAGAUUGAAGCGCAUUUAAAGCGUCCCAUAAAGCAGAAAUGGCAAGUAAUUGUGCCAAUUGCGCAAUUGGGCAAAUAAAGCAUAGUCGCUGAAACCCCCAAAGUAAAAAGAGGCGCAUUGAUGCUCACUUCCCAGUGUGAUCAGGCAAAAGCAAACCGCUGUGCUGCAGCUUCUCCUAGCAUGUAUCAAUCAAUCAAUCAAUCAAUAUUUAUUGAUUAGCCCAUAGGCCAUCUCAAAGUACCACAAUACAAUUCUAUAGCAUGUGUGUUCUUCCUCAUUCAUGACUUUUGCCACCUUGACCACACGCCGAUGUUGCUUGGCCACACAUGUCCCAGCUUUUCACCUGCGAAAUGUGGGAAGGUUUGUAGCCUCCAGGAUUCAAGGCUCAUAUGUUAGAGAUGAUUUAAAUUGGGGAUGUCCAGGCAGGUAGCUCAAUCCCUGGAUCUCUGUGCAAGUGUGCAAGUGACUCUCUUACACUGGUAGUUAAACUACUACCUACUUUAUUCUGGUGC